Molecule: messenger RNA, 728 nt
Organism: Tauraco erythrolophus (red-crested turaco)
Lineage: Eukaryota; Metazoa; Chordata; Aves; Musophagiformes; Musophagidae
Gene: NRIP3
Product: nuclear receptor interacting protein 3
Biological process (GO): proteolysis
Molecular function (GO): aspartic-type endopeptidase activity
Source: RefSeq, a predicted model, not a curated record
AUGUUUUAUUCGGGUAUCCUGACAGAGACGAGUAGAAAAGAAGUGGAGAUAAGGGAAGCAGCAUCUCUCCGUCAGCAGAGGAGGAUGAAGCAGGCAGUUCAGUUUAUUCACAAGGAUUCUGCAGAUCUCCUCCCUCUGGAUGGGCUGAAGAAGCUGGGGACUUCAAAAGAUACCCAACCACAUAAUAUCCUGCAGAAGCGCCUAAUGGAGACAAAUUUAUCAAAAUUACAAAGCAGCCGAGGCAGCUGGACUCCAAAGAGUGAUAUCUCAGCGCAGACCAACAAGCUGAAACAAACCAAACUGGGCAGCUCAGAGAAAACGGAGGACGAGGAGCUCAUAGUGGUGAGCUGCCAGUGUGCGGGGAAGGAGCUGAAGGCUGUGGUGGACACUGGCUCGCAGCACAACCUCAUGUCAUCUGCCUGCCUGGACAGGCUAGGGUUAAAGGAGCAUCUCAAAGCACUCCAUGGUGAAGACGAGAUGGUUUCAUUGCCGCACAAGGUGAGGGUGAUCGGCCAGAUCGAGUGCCUGGCCCUCACGGUGGGAGCGGUUCCCGUGGAGUGCGCUGCCCUCGUCGUGGAAGACAGUGAGAAACCCUUCUCCUUUGGGCUGCAGACACUGAAAUCUCUGAAGUGCAUCAUAAACAUGGAGAAGCACCAUCUCGUUCUGGGGAAGACGGACAGGGAAGAAAUCCCGUUUGUGGGCAGCGGCAGUGGUGUGGCAGGAGAGCA